Salmo salar (Atlantic salmon) is the source of this 2665-nucleotide messenger RNA. It is a transcript of the gene fh, whose product is annotated as fumarate hydratase. Gene Ontology annotation, cellular component: mitochondrion. Lineage: Eukaryota; Metazoa; Chordata; Actinopteri; Salmoniformes; Salmonidae. Gene Ontology annotation, molecular function: fumarate hydratase activity. Gene Ontology annotation, biological process: fumarate metabolic process; tricarboxylic acid cycle; malate metabolic process. The record is from RefSeq and is a predicted model, not a curated record.
UAACACAGGCUUGUUGUUAGCUCAUUUUGGUUCCGCUCUGCUCCCUGGUCUGAAGUGACAGCUGAUCAGACGCAAUGUUUCGCUGUUUGAGAAACGUCCAGCGAUUUAACUGUAACCUCCAGGCGUUACAGAGGAACAUUGACAACACAAAGUACAGUCCUGUAGCAGGAGUUAUCCUCAUAUCUUCCAGAAUGUCUUCAGAGUACAGAAUUGAAGCAGACACCUUUGGAGAGCUGAAGGUGCCAGUUGACAAGUAUUAUGGGGCUCAGACAGUCCGGUCCACCAUGAACUUCAAGAUCGGAGGACCGUCAGAGAGAAUGCCAAUCCAGGUGAUCAAAGCCUUCGGGAUUCUGAAGAGGGCUGCUGCAGAGGUCAACAAGGACUAUGGACUGGACCCGAAGCUGGCUGAUGCCAUCGUGCAGGCUGCUGAUGAGGUGGCAGCUGGUAAGCUGGAUGAUCACUUCCCUCUGGUGGUGUGGCAGACCGGUUCAGGAACUCAGUCCAACAUGAACGUCAACGAGGUGAUCAGCAACAGGGCCAUCGAGAUCCUCGGAGGGAAGCUGGGGAGCAAGGACCCUGUUCACCCCAACGACCACGUCAACAAAAGCCAGAGCUCCAACGAUACGUUCCCCACAGCCAUGCACAUCGCAGCAGCCAAAGAGGUCCACGAGGUUCUGCUGCCUGGUCUACAGCACCUCCACGACGCCCUGCACGCCAAGGCUGUGGAGUUUAAAGACAUCAUCAAGAUCGGACGCACGCACACACAGGACGCUGUACCGUUGUCUCUGGGACAGGAGUUCGGCGGGUACGUGCAGCAGGUGAAGUACAGUAUUGAGCGAGUGAAGACGGCCAUGCCCAGAAUAUAUGAGCUGGCAGCAGGAGGUACUGCCGUGGGCACAGGCCUCAACACGCGCAUCGGCUUCGCUGAGAAAGUAGCUGCUAGUGUCGCCUCUCUCACAGGUCUGCCUUUCCUGACUGCUCCUAACAAAUUUGAGGCUCUGGCGGCCCACGAUGCUCUGGUGGAACUGAGCGGAGCGUUGAACACGGUGGCCGUCAGUAUGAUGAAGAUCGCCAACGAUAUCCGCUUCCUGGGGUCCGGGCCCCGCUCUGGCCUUGGAGAACUCUGUCUGCCUGAGAACGAGCCUGGUAGCAGCAUUAUGCCUGGGAAAGUGAACCCCACCCAGUGUGAAGCCAUGACCAUGGUAGCAGCCCAGGUUAUGGGAAACAACGUGGCUGUGACUAUCGGAGGCAGCAACGGACACUUUGAGCUGAACGUCUUCAAGCCAAUGAUGAUUAAGAACGUGUUGAACUCAGCAAGGCUGCUGGGAGAUGCCUCAGUCUCCUUCACUGAUAACUGUGUGGUGGGCAUUGAAGCUAACAUCGACAGGAUCAACAAACUCAUGAAUGAGUCCUUGAUGCUGGUCACCGCCCUCAACCCACACAUAGGUUAUGACAAAGCUGCUAAGAUUGCCAAGACGGCUCACAAAGAGGGAGGAAACCUCAAGGAAACUGCUAUCAAGCUAGGAUACCUGACAGCAGAAGAGUUUGACGCAUGGGUCAAGCCGCAUGAGAUGCUGGGACCCAAGUAGAACACCGACACGCUGCAGAAUGUCUACGGUUAUAAAUGUCUUUGUGUCUUUGUACAAAUAAAAACAUUUUUUUUUUUUUUUUUGAAAACGCGUUGUAUUUUAUUUCAACUGUUAUUUUACAGCAACGACCUGGGGAAUAGUUACAGGGGAGGAGGAGGAAGGGGGAUGAAUGAGCCAAUUUAGAUGUUCCGUUCCUCAGUGCAGGAACAGACAGACGUGAUCUAUGGACAGAUGACUGCUGAUCGUGGAAGUGACUAUCUUUCACCUUUUUGUUGUUGUAUUUUGUUCAACAUUGGACUUCCAGUUAACUCUUUUCAGUGAAGGCGAGUAGAUGUUACGGUAAAAAGGGUUUCUCAUCUAAAUAAAAUAAGGAUACGUGGUUUCCUUUUAGAAAGAUGUUCAAGCUAUUAUCUUGGUCAUUUGUCUACUUCCUGCGUUAUCUUGGUCAUUUAUCCACUUUCCUGCAUUAUCUUGGUCAUUUAUCCACUUUCCUGCAUUAUCUUGGUCAUUUAUCCACUUCCUGCAUUAUCUUGGUCAUUUAUCCACUUCCUGCAUUAUCUUGGUUAUUGAUCUACUUCCUGCAUUAUCUUGGUCAUUUAUCCACUUUCCUGCAUUAUAUUGGUAAUUUAACCACUUCCUGCAUUAUCUUGGUCAUUUAUCCACUUCCUGCAUUUCCUGAACUAUGUCUUUCCCCAUUCUGAGAAAGAUGCAUCUAUUUAUGUCUUUAAAUGAAUACGGUGUGACAUUAGAUCCAAGGAAGAGAGUAUCAUUUAGUGAAAUCUUCAGUAUGACAUUUUGUCCACCUGUAAUAAUUGGCCUACUGCUAGUGGGGGACUCCAACCCAUGUACACCCCAGCCCAAGUCACCUUGCCUCCUGUUAAAGUCAUUGGUCUGGGGACAGGGUAAUUAGGCAACACUAGUGUUCCACCAGAGAGCCAAGGCCAGUUGCAUGGUGCCUGAAAGUGAUUUGUUUUGCCCAAGGAAGCUACAAUUGAAUGCUCUUACAGAGCUAUCCCUCGAUGUACUGUACCAUUUUGCCAUAAUAAAAAAACAAUAAAUCCUAAUUUUGCAUCAAA